AUGGAAUCAAAUGAAACGCGCAAAGGGCCGCUGCCUGGAGGUCGCCAGGGCGCGUCUGGAGCUGGCGCUGGACGCGACAGCAUGCGAACCGCCAGCCGAGCGCGAGGUGCUGCACGACCACCUAGCAGCUCCUCGCAUCCAUCAUCCCCACCAGCUGGCUUGGUGUCGGCAGGGUCUUCGCGGGCUCAGCAAUCGGCACCCGCCACUGGUGGAGUACGCCGCAUGCGUUGGACAACCCAGAUGAACAGCAACGCAUUGCGGGCGUAUUUUAGGGCGAAAGGGGGAGAAACUGGAGGUUUUGCGUAUCGGGCAAGGAUGCAUCGACUUUUUGCUGAGCUGGAGCCAUCUGUAACCGUCACCGAACAAAACCUGGCAGACCGAGUUCGGUAUAUCUUGCGCUCAAAUACAUUUGAUGUCACCGAACUCGAACGGCUACGACGUGAGGCUGUUCCUUCAUCGGGUGAAAAUGCUGCGGCUGAGGAUGCGGCGCCACAACUUGCUGAGCAAACGGCAAAUGUGGAUGCCGCCGUGAAUACGCCAGUUGUGGUUGAUUCAAACGAUGAUGGAACAGUCGCCCAGGAACUGGAACUAGAGCAAAUGAGGAGUACAUUGGAAGAGGCGAUUGUGGAAACGCGCAGUACGACUCUCGAAAAUCGACCGCGACUUCCCCGCUUAGCCCUAAGCAAGCGGAAUCGGGCUGUCGUGAGGGCUCUGAACCCAAUGCUGGUUACCUAUUUGGAAGCCAGCCGGGACCUUUGCGAUACGGACUCAAUUCUUUUUGGCGCCGCACUGGCAGUCUGCCGUAUUAUAGGUGCCAAACUUUCCACGGCUGGACGCGCUACUGGACAAAGUAGUGCUAUCCCAGCCUGGAGAAUAAGAAUUGAAGAACGUAUCGCAAAGGCUAGGGCCCUCAUCGGCAGACUGAUAUGCUUCAGGUCAGGCAAUACCAGGCCAAGGAUUGUGCGCACCGUCAGGAUGGCGUUUGCUGGGAUAAAUGUUAGUUUGUCCCAGCCGGAUAUAAUGCAAAAACUGACGGAGCGCAUAGACGACCUGAAGCAAAGAAUAGCUGCUUGGGGAAAGCGGAUUCGGCGAUAUACCGAGAGGUCGACACGGUUCAACCAGAAUCGUCUCUUCCAGAGUGAUCAGAAGAGGCUCUAUAAAUCAUUGGAGCGACCAAUAGUAAGUGGAACGGGCCCUGCACCAAAUCAGGCCGACAUGGUCGCAUUCUGGCGCAGCCUGUGGUCAGAGCCCGUAAACCACAGCGAGGGCCCUUGGACGGAAGUUGUGGCGAGUCAGUGUGCGAGUAUUACGCCCAUGGACCCCGUCAUCAUAACGCCGGAUGACGUAGCUGAGGCGGUCCGUAGGGCCCCGAACUGGAAAAGUCCGGGGCUUGACGGGCUGCAUCACUACUGGCUGAAGGGGUUCAUGGUGUGUCACUCUGUGCUCGCCCGACAGUUUCAAGAGGCUCUCAACCAGAAGUCGCUCCCAAGCCUCUUCACUACUGGGAUCACUCAUUUGGUUCCUAAAGAUCAGGGUGCCACAGACCCGAGCAAAUACCGCCCCAUCACGUGUUACAAUUAG
Parnassius apollo (apollo) is the source of this 1581-nucleotide messenger RNA. The record is from the annotation of a GenBank genome assembly. Lineage: Eukaryota; Metazoa; Arthropoda; Insecta; Lepidoptera; Papilionidae.